Podospora pseudopauciseta is the source of this 6357-nucleotide messenger RNA. RefSeq names its product exosome catalytic subunit dis3 (gene DIS3). The record is from RefSeq and is a predicted model, not a curated record. The coding region runs from base 3177 to 6143 and encodes 988 amino acids. Gene Ontology annotation, molecular function: endonuclease activity; RNA binding; 3'-5'-RNA exonuclease activity. The transcript has 2 exons. Gene Ontology annotation, cellular component: nuclear exosome (RNase complex); cytoplasmic exosome (RNase complex). Gene Ontology annotation, biological process: rRNA catabolic process. NCBI's taxonomy places the organism in Eukaryota, Fungi, Ascomycota, Sordariomycetes, Sordariales, Podosporaceae.
UGUGUUCCUUUCGGGUUAGGUCUCUGACUGUCUGAUCUGGACAAGCCCCCACUAUUACUAUAUCGAAAUCUGAAAUCGCAGGCAGUGAAACGCCACGCCAUGUGACGCAUGCUUCUGACACACAGUUAAGAGUAGAAUUAUUCAGUUCUUCUGGAGUAGUUCUGCAGCGCCCAGCAGUCUGGGGAUAGACACAGGACGAUCGAGGGAAAGGUGGUGUCCUCGAAGGACGGCAGAUUGGAAAUGGAGGGGUCGUCUCGAGAGGCUUGACCCUGGCAUCCUUGUCGGGCUGUGGAGAGGAGGGGUGAGUGGGGAAGAGAGGGCCGAGCGACGUGACCGGGAUUAAAGUGGAUGCUACAAGGAUGGAAGCGAUUGCACCAGCUGCUGAUAGCCUUGGCAGCUCUGUCUCCUUCUCUGAUUGGCCGGCUGCGACGCAAUCGUGCCAAGGAGCUGGCGGCACACGGACCACUUGGCUGCAAAUCAUGGAAACCGUGAGUUGAUCUCUGUUGAAUUGUGCGCCGCGAACAAACUUGGGGUUUUCCCGACCCCCCGCCCGACUGCCAUCACCACUCCCCUCCCUGGCCUUGGAUUUGAAGAUUUUCUGCCGUCCGUGAGGCGCUGCACUGGAAAUAUCAUUUUACUUUCCCUCUUUGCUGUUGGUUUUACAUAAUAGGAUCCAGCCUAGGCCGGCCACGACGAGGAGGAGCGGCGUUCGCAUUUCUAAUGCUGUGCAAGUUUCGAAGCACCUCCACAGCGGCAGAUAUGCAGCCUGAACUAUUUGGAGGGACGGGCACGAUCCGGGGGGGCAGAGAAGAAGACGCACCUGGCGACACACAGUGUACACACCCUCACCAUCCUUAGCACCAUGGCCGGCGGGAGCCUCCUUGUCCCCAGGCCGUGUCCCCUCUUGGCCAUUGCAACCUCCUCCCGAAGGCCCUUCCCAUGGGCCACUCAAGCGAUGCUGUUCACGAUCUGCCCCAGCGAGUGCGCCAUUAGCGAACACUCUCUUCCCCUCUCAAGCAUGACCUUCAUUUUUCCUUGCAGCGCUGGGCGCGGGCGUUCGGUUCUUGUGGCUUUCUAAACGCGCAGAAUCCUUCUCGGCCUACCCUGACUGGCACACACACCUUUUCAAGGGUCACGCACCCUCCAGAGCACCUACACACACCUCCCCCAGCUGCACUCGCGGGUUCCAUGUAAGUCAUCCGCUGGUAGACACCACUAUCUCGAACGGCAUCAGAGAGAGACCCACCUGGGAUCAACGAGAGAUACAGGUCUUCAUAGGCCGGAACGCUUCUUUCCAUGUACCGAAGCAAAACUGCUGUCACAGCUCCUGUGUUCUUUGCCAGAUCCACGGAUCUAUCACUCCAACUCGCGUACUCCCGGACCCAUUCCGAGUAUACCCACUCCAGAUGCUGCUCGAGCCCAGAACCAAGGCCCGCUGCUUCCAGGAAACGAGGACGGGAUUGGCAUCGACGGGCGCUAAAGCAGCAUGCUUCAGCAGGCAUGGAGGUAUCCAAUGACCAGUCCAGCCCAUGUCACCAUCUACAGAAACAGAUUUCCCUCGAGAGCAUGAGGGAGCGUUCAAAGUUACCAAGAUGCUUCGUUCAAGGAAUUUCCCACAACGUAUCGUCAUCUCAGUCGAAUCCAAACGGUGCCGAGCAUGCAAGAUAUCGAUAGAGGAAACCGCCCGGCUAGCUACCCCUCUUGACCCUCGUCUCGCUUUUCCAUCCGACUCGGCUUAUGUAUACACCCGAGGCACAGAUGGGCGCGCACCUAUCCGGCCGCCGCCCACUUUGCUGCAGCUGGGAUCUGUGGAUGAGGCCAGGGGAAACUUCAAGAGACGCGAGAUAUCCUCUUUUGGGAUUGUGAUGCCGCGGCCUGUGUCUCUCGCUUACGCAUUGCGUUUUCGACACACACGGCCUCUCGCCACGGAGAAACCAAUGCGGCGAUUGUGUCUUGAGUUCUUCAACAUUGAGAGGGGGUUCUACCUCGCGGGUGGAUUUCGCUGCUUGACGACCUCUUCCAGAGACUGUUGCCAAAGGCGGGGCAAGGUCGAAGCUCUGGAAGUUUGUUUCGGCAACUUAUCUUAACAUGUCGUUGUGUCUGCUUGCUAUUUUUGGAAGGCGGGGAAUGGGGGAUCAAGUUGAUCAAGUGUUCGGCUGUUGCAAUCUGACGACGGCCCAACGAGCGGCCGGACAAGACAAGGGCCUUGAUGACCCCUUCUUGGGUCCGACCGAAGCAUGCCUCUCUCUUGUCACUCCUGCCCGUCGCUAGAUAGAUCCAAGAUUCAAACUGCAGCACAAGCGAACCAAGGGGUUGCAAUCUGGCAAAAUGCGCCGGUUGAAUUGGUGCAGAUCAUAUGAUGCAGCUUGGGAGUAUUUUACUUAGAGUGCUUUCUGUCUAGACCGGUGUCAUCAAGAGAGAGCUUGACGCCCGUGGCUGCUGUAAUUUGUGAUGCAUCUCCGGGUACCGACGCGGCCUUUUGGUGGUGAAAGUUCUUUGCUGAUGUUGCUUCCAGCAUGGCUGGGAGAUUUGUUGGAUUACACAGUAUGGACAGUAAGCUGUGAUAUUGAGUGCUGUGUACCCGGUGCCAGAGUGCUGUAGACGGACACUUAGACCUGCAGUGCAACAGAUAUCGGCCAGGUAAUCUAAUAUGCCACCAACAAACAUGGGUGUCAACAGAGUGCGUGAGACGAGAAUUCGGACCUAAGUCUGGGCAGGGGACCUGAACCCCCUCGCACUUUUGAAGAGGAUGAAGCUGUGGGUGCGUUUUGGGAGGUAGGUGUAGAUAUUCUCAUCGCGACACGAGAUGAGCCUGAGCAGGUCCUAUGGGACAUCUGAGAGAUAAACACUAUGUAUCAUAACAAGCCUUCAAAAGACAACCAAUAGUUAUGUCCCACUCAGGAUGUCGUCGUCGUCGGCUGCCCGCAUUACCCCGCGGCAGGCGCUUGUGAAGCGCUAUCGAUAAGAGCUAUAAGCGCUAAAGCUGCACUGAUUGGUCGGAGAAGCGACACCAAGGAAUUCAACAUUGGUAAUCGCAACCUCUCCAUCAAAAAUUCACCAAACCACAGCAGCCAUCAACGAAUUUUCAAGGCGACCCCUUCAAACCAGGAGACAGGAAGAAACGAAUUUAUCUUGAAAACCCACAGUCGGCACAACAGAGAAAACAAAUUUAAGAAAUGGCGAGUCUAAAACGGUCGGUCGAGUCGGACCCUCUCGCGGCCAACAUCUCGAAUAAGAUCUAUGUGAGAUCCACCAAGAGCGGCAAGGUCCAAAAAAUCGUCCGCGAGGUCUACCUCCGUCGGGACAUCCCAUGUUCUUCCAAGCUGUGUCAGGAGUGCCAGCAUCAGAUGCUCAUUCCGAAAGAUGCCUUGGGCAAGCCGAUCCCAUUUGUCCUCUCAGACUCACCGGCGGGGACAAAGGUCUUCCCCCAGGGGCACUACCUGGUACCAGACACCAAUGCCUUUCUCACAGCCAUGGACCUUUUCGAGCAGGAGUCUGCUUUUUACGACGUGAUUGUCCUGCAGAUUGUGCUCGAGGAGCUGAGGAACAGGUCGCUCCCGCUGUACAACCGGCUCAUCAGCCUGACCAAGAGCGAGGACAAGAGGUUUUAUGUCUUUUUCAACGAGUUUCGACUCGAGACUCAUGUGCCCCGUUUGGAGGGCGAGACGGUCAAUGACCGAAACGAUCGUGCGGUGAGGAGGGCGGUGGCGUGGUAUGGCGAGCAUCUGGCCCGUAUCAAGGGGAAGGAUGCCCCUUCUAUUGUCAUGCUGAGCAACGACCGGGAUAAUCUGAAGAAGGCCAAGCAGGAGGGGAUUCACGCUUGUUCGUUGGCGGAUUAUGUCAGGCAGUUGAAGGAUGGGGAGAAGUUGCUGGAUAUGAUCCCUGAGACGCAGGAUCGGGAUCAGAUCAAGGAGAAGAGGCCGGGGGAUAACUUGUAUCCCGAGUACUUCAGCAUGUCGAAGAUGAUGACGGGGGUGAAAAGCAAUUUGCUUCAUCAGGGCAUCUUCAAUGUGUCGCCGUACAAUUAUUUGGAGGGGUCCAUUAGGGUACCGGCUUUCCCCAAGGCGUUGCUUAUUCUGGGGCGGGAGAACAUCAACCGUGCUGUUGAUGGUGACUUGGUUGUGGUGGAGGUACUGCCUAAGGAUCAGUGGAAGGAGCCAUCUACGCAAGUCAUCGAGGAGGAUGCCAUCACGAAGAACGAGAACCCAGAUGCCGAAGAGUCUGAUGACUUUGUUUCGGAAGGGGAACGCAAGGCACUGCAGGAGGAGGUCAAGAGAACACACAGAAAGACGACGGAGGGACAUGCUCAGCCGACUGCAAAGGUUGUCGGUGUGAUCAAGCGGAAUUGGCGUCAAUAUGUCGGACAUAUCGAUCAGUCCUCCGUCAGCCAGUCGGCGCAACAAGGAAGGAAACAAGACAAUGUUUUCGUUAUCCCUAUGGACAAGAAGAUCCCCAAGAUCCGCCUCCGCACCAGACAGGUCUCCGAACUUCUCGGAAAGCGCAUCUUGGUCACGAUCGAUGCUUGGGACCGCAGCUCUCGCCACCCCUCCGGCCACUUUGUGCGCUCUCUCGGUGAACUGGAGACGAAGGCUGCCGAGACAGAAGCCCUGCUCCUGGAGUACGACGUUCAGUACCGGCCUUUCCCCAAGACCGUCCUCGACUGUCUGCCCAAGGAAGGUCACGACUGGCGGGUGCCACAGAGUCUCGAGGAUCCAGGCUGGAAAGACCGCCAGGAUCUCAGAGAUCUCUUGAUUUGCAGUAUUGACCCCAUCGGGUGCCAAGAUAUCGACGACGCUCUUCAUUCGCGGCCUCUACCUAAUGGCAACUUUGAGGUUGGAGUCCACAUCGCCGAUGUUUCACAUUUCGUCAAGCCCGGCAACGCCAUGGACGCCGAGGCCAGCAUUCGUGGCACCACAGUCUACUUGGUCGACAAGCGUAUCGACAUGCUUCCGAUGCUUCUCGGUACCGACCUCUGCUCUCUCAAGCCCUACGUCGAGCGCUAUGCGUUCUCGGUCAUUUGGGAGAUGACCUCUGAUGCCGACAUCGUGGACUCCCGCUUCGCCAAGUCUGUCAUCAAGUCACGUGAAGCCUUCAGCUACGAACAAGCACAGUUGAGGGUGGACGACAGCUCUCAACAGGACGAGCUCACCACCAGCAUCAGAACUCUCUUGGUUCUCUCGAAGAAGCUCAAGCAGAAGCGUCUCGAUGCCGGUGCCUUGUCCCUCUCCUCCCCAGAGGUCAAGGUGCAAAUGGAGUCCGAGACCUCAGACCCCAUCGACGUCAAGACCAAGGUCCAUCUCGACACCAUGUCCCUCGUCGAAGAGUUCAUGCUUCUCGCCAACACCUCGGUCGCCAGAAGGAUAUACGAAGCCUUCCCCCAAACCGCCAUCCUCCGCCGCCACGGCGCGCCCCCCAAGACCAACUUUGAUGAACUUGCCAACCAGCUCAAGGUCAAGCGCGGCCUCGACCUCAGCGUCGAAUCCUCCCGCGCCCUGGCCGACAGUCUCGACCGCUGCGUCGACGAAAAGGAGCCCUUCUUCAACACCUUGGUGCGCAUCAUGGCCACCCGCUGCAUGAUGUCGGCCGAGUACUUUUGCUCCGGCACGCAGGCCUACCCCGAGUUCCGCCACUACGGUCUCGCGUCCGAAAUCUACACGCACUUCACCUCGCCCAUCCGCCGGUACGCCGAUCUGAUGGCCCACCGUCAGCUCGCCGCGGCGAUCGAAUACGAGGCCAUCCACCCCAGCACGCGCAGCAGGGGCAAGCUCGAGGCUGUGUGCAAGAAUAUCAAUGUCAGGCACCGGAACGCGCAGCUGGCGGGGAGGGCGAGCAUUGCUUACUAUGUCGGCCAGGCGCUCCGCGGCAAGGCGACGGAGGAGGACGGGUUCGUCAUGAAGAUUUUUAGCAACGGGUUUGUGGUUUUGGUGCCGAGGUUUGGGAUUGAGAGUUUGAUAAGGCUGAGGGAUCUGGCUGAGACGGAGCCGCAGGCCGAGUUUGACACGGAGAAUUAUGUGCUGCGGGUCAGUGGGAGUAGGGAGGUGAGGGUGGAGCUGUUCCAGAAGGUGAGGGUGAGGGUGACGGAUCAGAAGGAUGAGACGACGGGGAAGAGGGGAGUGAGGAUGGAGUUGGUCAAGACCUAUUAGAUGGUGGGGGAAAAGGAAGGUUAUUGUAGGGAAGUAGUAAAAGAGUAAACCAGGGUACAUGUAUGGUUGUUUUCUUCUCUGGACCAAUUCUCCUGCGUUUUCGUAGUUUUUUGAGAGAUUCGGAUAUCGUAUUUUCCAUCAUGCUAAACAAGAAAACGACACCAAAGGCCACAAAAGUACAUAAUAUACCAUCUUUCAUUCAUUUAAACCCCCC